This is a messenger RNA of Penicillium odoratum, 1566 nucleotides long. Its product is annotated as homoserine O-acetyltransferase family protein. Gene Ontology annotation, molecular function: homoserine O-acetyltransferase activity; L-serine O-acetyltransferase activity. The record is from RefSeq and is a predicted model, not a curated record. Lineage: Eukaryota; Fungi; Ascomycota; Eurotiomycetes; Eurotiales; Aspergillaceae. Bases 1 to 1566 code for a protein of 521 amino acids. The transcript has a single exon. Gene Ontology annotation, biological process: L-homoserine metabolic process.
AUGCGUUCGCUUCAGAGCGCUGCCCGUUCGGCCUCGCGCACCCUCCGCACCUCCCAAUGGCGACCAAGUGAAUCAGCUUCGUUGCUCACCGGCGCCAUUCGGCCGUUGUCGGCGCAUUCCCGACUCCUGCACGCCGUGCCGCCGCGAAAGAGCUCAUCAGCUACUGCGAAGGACUCGUCCAACCGCGCCAUGUCUUUCCCGUGUCUCGAUGCUCAAGAGGCUAAAUCAGCUAUGCUUAAUGCCCGAUCACUCGAAUCAGGGCCCGAGCCUUCCUACACCACCGGCCAACAUGAACAGUUUCACUGUGACCAGCCGCUUCUUCUUGACUGGGGCGGCGUGCUGCCGGAAUUUGACAUUGCUUAUGAGACUUGGGGUCAGCUGAAUGGGGACAAGAGCAAUGCGAUCCUUCUGCACACUGGCUUGUCAGCUUCGAGUCAUGCUCAUAGCACCGCGUCUAACCCGAAGCCUGGGUGGUGGGAGAAGUUUAUCGGGCCUGGUUUACCUCUGGAUACAAACAAGUACUUUGUGAUUUGUACCAAUGUUCUGGGUGGCUGCUACGGUAGUACAGGGCCUUCCUCGAAGGAUCCUUCAGACGGCGAGCGUUAUGCAACACGCUUCCCAAUCCUCACAUUGGACGACAUGGUACGAGCCCAGUUCCGUGUUCUCGACGGCUUGGGUAUCGAGAAGUUGGCUGCAUCUGUCGGAUCCAGUAUGGGAGGAAUGCAGAGUCUGGCGGCUGGUGUACUAUUCCCCGAGCGCGUGGGCAAAGUCGUCAGUAUCAGCGGCUGUGCUCGAAGUCAUCCGUACAGCAUUGCCAUGCGUCAUACACAGCGACAGGUGUUGAUGAUGGACCCGAACUGGUCCCGUGGAUUCUACUACGACGGCAUCCCUCCGCACUCGGGAAUGAAGUUGGCGCGUGAGAUCGCUACUGUUACCUACCGAAGUGGACCAGAGUGGGAACAGCGAUUUGGUCGUCGCCGUGCCGAUCCGAGCAAGCAGCCUGCACUGUGUCCCGACUUCCUCAUUGAGACCUAUCUCGACCACGCCGGCGAGAAGUUCUGUCUCGAGUACGACCCCAACAGUCUCCUGUAUGUCUCCAAGGCCAUGGACCUGUUCGACCUGGGCCAUGCUCACCAAUCCGAAACCCGUCUUCGCCGCGCACAGGCCGAGGCUCGUAUUGCUCGGGGUGAUAUUUCCUCAAGCGUCGCAGAUGCAGCUUGUAGCUUGACUUUGCCUGAUCAGCCAUACGAGGAACAGCCCCAUGCUAAUGCUUCCGUGCCACUCGCCGACGAGUCUGUUACCUCCCAAGAACCCGAGGGACCCCCAGCUGACCUGAUUGCUGGUCUCUCGCCGCUGAAGAACCACCCGGUCCUUGUCAUGGGUGUUGCCAGCGACAUCCUGUUCCCGGCAUGGCAACAACGCGAGAUUGCCGAGACUCUUCGUGCUGGCGGCAACAAGAAUGUUGAGCACAUCGAGCUUGGCGAGGAUCUCUCGCUGUUCGGUCACGAUACUUUUUUGCUUGACUUGAAGAACAUCGGUGGUGCGCUCGGCCGGUUCUUAAAAUAA